AUGGCUUGGUAUUGUAUUCAAGACAAGAAACUUAGAUUGAGUGUUUGGGCCCGGCCUAAUGCAAGAAGCACAGGAGUAAGGGAAGUAACAGACACAGAAAUAGUUGUAAAUAUAAAUGCACCGCCAACAGACAACAAAGCUAACAAAGAGUUGACAGGAUUUGUUAGCAAAAUGCUUAAGAUUCCGAAGUCGUCUGUUAAAAUCCUGGCAGGAGCCACAAGUACUCACAAAACAGUUGAGGUGAGUGCUUGGGAAGGAAGCGUGGAAAGCAUGCAAGCAGCUGUUAAGAAGAUGCUGGAGUAG
Messenger RNA from Encephalitozoon hellem ATCC 50504, 303 nucleotides. RefSeq lists its product as uncharacterized. The record is from RefSeq and is a predicted model, not a curated record. Gene Ontology annotation, cellular component: cytoplasm. NCBI's taxonomy places the organism in Eukaryota, Fungi, Microsporidia, Unikaryonidae. Bases 1 to 303 code for a protein of 100 amino acids. The transcript is spliced from 2 exons.